AUGUCACCACGUCAACCUAGAUCAGUAAUUCUUCUUAUCAUACUCUAUUGUCAUCAACAGUUGUGCCAAAACGUCGACGACGACGAACCAAAUUGCGCCACUCUCGUUUCUUGUCCAACAUUUAGAGACUCCCAAAACAUAAACAAGUGGUCUGAGCCAAGCCAAUGCAUCGACGCAUCGACCAACUUUCCUCGAGCCAGAAGUGACCACGCCUCAGCUGUUUACACCCGAGGACCCCUCAACGAUUCCAACGCAGAUAACAAUCAGCGCAUGGUGAUGUUCGGAGGCGGCGUAUACGGCCAGAAUGCAAGCGAUCUGGUUACUUUUGGUGACACAUGGCUGUACUACCCGUCGAUCAAUUCCUGGUUUGCACCCGAAUAUGACAUUCAUCCUUCUAACAGAGUCGACCACACUAUGACGACACUGUGCGACACUAAGGUCAUUCUGUUUGGCGGAGUCGACACGAAUAACACUGUGAUGAACGACACCUGGUUGUUCAACGGCGUUACAGAAACAUGGAAGGAGCUACAGCCUUCUGUGCGCUCAAUCGGCAUAACUCCACGACAUUUCCACUCCGCAGUGGCGCUCUACCAACCCGACAGUCACUGCAAGUGUAACCGCUCGCUCAUUGUUUACGGUGGCCGAAGAAACGCUACAGGAGAUCUCAAAUAUGCUCAAGUCGCCGACUAUAGACAACUAUGGGAGCUGAGAUGCGUCGACGAUUCCGAUAAUCGAGACGUUUACGAAUGGAUCGUUCACGAACGCCGCGGGGACGGCCCGAGUUCGCGCCUAGAACCAAGCGUCGUCUCAUUCGGAGACUCGACAAUGUAUUUCUGGGGUGGUGUCCGCGAGAAUCUCUUCAAGCCGUCAGAUGUGUGGCGCUACGAGCUCGUGUCAAACAAUUGGACUCUCAUCACGGCCUAUACGUUUACUAAAAGCAGCACAGGAAAGAUAACCGAAGGAACGGUCGGUGGAGCACAAAUUGCCGUUCCCUUUUGGUUCAAAAACAGACGUGUGGGUCUGACGACGACAGUACAGAGUCCCAAUAAACAGUACUUUCUCGACGUCGAUACGGGAGAGCAAAUCGUUUCUUCUUCUUUUAGAAAUUCGACGACGCAAGUUGUUGCUAGCUAUUAUCUGUACUCGAGUGUGUUGAUUGGCAGGGUCGUUCUUGUUUACGGAGGCUACUCUGCUACAUUCGGAUACAACGACAGAGUGUGGAACCUGACAAUUACGUCGGAUCAGUGGAAUUUUGUGCCUAAUCCGUAUCCGCAGAAGACCCCACGUGCAAGGGUUCUACUUCCUAGCAAUGCCGUCGUUGUUGGAGAUUCAAUAUACCUGUUUGGUGGGCUAUUUUACCUCACGUAUUACAGCGAGCUUGUUCCGCACGAUGUGUGGACUUUCAGCAUGAAAUCGAGGGCUUGGUAUCGAAGUUGGGUGUCGUUCAAUCCUCCCUCGCGCAUGCUGGCUGCUUUAGGUGUUGUCAACGAUUCGGUUGUGGUUGUCUUUGGUGGGACAGUGACGGAUUCAUACGACGAUCUUAUCAACUCUUCUCUAGUCAAGAGCGCUAGUAAUGAGACCUGGGCUUACUAUACGAAUUCUCGCCGUUGGGUGCGACUGGAAAGUGGGCUAUACCCUACAGGCCGUGUUGCGUCAAAUUUUGUUUCAAUGCCUAACGAUUCGUUGCUGAUGUAUGGCGGAAAUAUUCCCGGUCAGUUACCUUCGAAUGAGCUUUGGAGAUUUGAUUUAUGCGAUCAUUACUUCUCUGCUACUAUGCAGAGAUGCGACGGAUGGACGAGACUUGGUCCUAAUGGGGAUGCUAACGAGAUCUGGCCAAGUAGUGGACAGUACUACGCAACGUCAAAACUGGACAACUCUUUGAUUAUGUUUAAAUUUAUGAAAGAUCAAAAUAAUCUUGAAAUUUGGAAAUUUAAUAUGACAAACGGGAAAUGGAUGAAACGUAAAAUCGAGAGUGUUCCUAUUUCACUCCUGACACCAGGUUUUAUCUAUUCGACGUCUUACCAGAGAAAACUUCUUGUUGUCAAACAAAACGUUUCGAUACCGUCUUGGAUUCAAGGUGAGACACCUCUAGGUGGUGGAGUUGUGCUUUCGUAUUCCGAUAUCAACCCGCAAUGGUUGACCCACUCUGAGGGUCCAUCAGUGGGUGUAGGAGCUAUGGUGGCAUACAGGAACAAGGUCAUUGUUGUUGGUUUAAGAAAUGACAACAGUCACAAUACGGCCACCAAUAAGCUGUUCGUAUCUGUUAUGACUCCGCGGUGCUCUGCUGGUUACUUUACAAAAGACUGGUUUGCCAACGAUUGCGUCAUUUGUCCGGCUGGAGAGUAUGCUGAGUCCGGCUCUCUACAGUGCUCCAGGUGUCCAGCGGGUCGCACAACGUUCACUACUCCAGCCACUUCUGUCGACGAUUGCCAGUGCGACGACACUUACUGCUUGAAUGGCAAGUGCCACGUCGUGUUGAACAGCUCUCAAUCUGCUAUGUGUCAAUGCACCUUUGGCUACGCGGGAACUCGUUGUCAAAUAAACCAUCUACAAUUCAUUGUCCUUGGGGUGUGUAUCGCAUUCUUCAUCGUCGCAAUUAUUACCGCUCUUCUCAUUCGAAAGUGUAUCAGCUACAAGCGAGGUCAGGUUAAAGCCGAAGAAAAGCUUUACGAAGCAGAGGAAGAGCUCACUUCUUUGCGAAAGGCUUGGUCUAUAGCAAGCGAGGAAAUUACUCUAAAUGAGAGCAUUGGAGCUGGAUCGUUUGGGACAGUCAGUACCGCUUACUACAGAGACAUGAUUGUAGUUGUAAAAAAGCUACGCGAAGAUCUAAUACUACUUGUUGGCGAGGAAGAGGACUUUGCGAAAGAAGUUGAGUUCAUGCAGAGCAUUCGUCAUCCCAACAUAGUCCUGUUUUUCGGGGCGGGCAAAGAUGCGGACAACACUCCCUUCCUUAUUCUCGAGCAUGCUCCGAGAGGAUCUCUCAGAGACGUUCUAAACGACACUUCGAUUGUCGUCGAUAAAACUAGACGCGUUUCGUUCGCAUUCGACACGGCAAAGGGAAUGAAAUUUCUACACGGUCUAAGACCCAAGCGAAUUCACAGAGAUCUGAAGAGUUCCAACCUUCUUGUUAGCCAAGGAUGGACGGUUAAGAUUGCCGAUUUUGGUACAGCGCGAGUAAUCUCAACCAAGAGAAAGAUUGCAAACUUCUUUUCGUCUAAGAAGCGUUCUUCCGUCAGAAGACGAAGUACUCUGAAAGAUGACGAUUGUGUCGAGUUACAGAACAAAAGGAAGGAAGACUUAACCGAGCCUUUGUUGACAUCGAACGUCGGAACAGUGUUGUGGCAAGCUCCAGAGACAAUAGGCCACAACACACGUUACGGGCAGCCGUCAGACGUAUACAGUUAUGGUAUUGUCAUGUGGGAGAUCAUGACGCGUAGGAUACCUUACGACGAUCGUCCAGUUACGUUUGUUCACCAGCUGCGAAAAGACGUCCUCUCUGGCAUUCGCCCAACUAUCUCUGACGACAGCCUCCCAGAGUACGUGUCUAUCAUGGAAGACUGCUGGCAGACAACGGCCGCACUACGUCCUACAUUCAGAGAAGUCACACCUCGUCUAGAAGCACUUCAGCAAUCUCUGUAACGUAGACUCUCGGGGAUAUAGACAACACUACUCAGUUUCUAACAAUAUGGGUCAUACUACGUAUGUUUAGCAUAUUGAUAUCUAUAUUUGCACUUUUGUGUUUUGGUGGGUAAUUACUAAGGCGUGUUUCUGAUUAAUGCAUUUUAAAAAAUUGCAAUUGUCGAUUUAGAUUUGAUAUGGAAAAUAAC
Molecule: messenger RNA, 3827 nt
Organism: Corticium candelabrum
Lineage: Eukaryota; Metazoa; Porifera; Homoscleromorpha; Homosclerophorida; Plakinidae
Exons: 2
Coding region: 1-3639 (1212 amino acids)
Biological process (GO): protein phosphorylation; signal transduction
Cellular component (GO): cytoplasm
Molecular function (GO): protein kinase activity; protein binding; ATP binding
Source: RefSeq, a predicted model, not a curated record